This is a messenger RNA of Kluyveromyces lactis, 1770 nucleotides long. RefSeq names its product Vrp1p (gene VRP1). The transcript has a single exon. Bases 1 to 1770 code for a protein of 589 amino acids. NCBI's taxonomy places the organism in Eukaryota, Fungi, Ascomycota, Saccharomycetes, Saccharomycetales, Saccharomycetaceae. The record is from RefSeq and is a predicted model, not a curated record. Gene Ontology annotation, molecular function: actin binding.
AUGGCUGGUCCACCUCCACCACCAGCACCUCCUCCGCCUAUGUUUGGCGGAAAUUCAUCCAAUGCUGGCUCCGCUGCAACUCCUGUCCCACCCCCAGCGGCUGUUCCAGGACGUGAUGCCUUAUUGAGUGAUAUUAGGAAAGGUGCAAAACUUAAGAAAGCACACACUGUGGAUAAGAGUGCACCUGCGAUUGGAGGAUCAAGUUCGAUGAGCCACUCUGUAUCAGUAUCGAGCUCAGCAGUCCCGCCUGUAGCACCAUCGAUCCCGACUCCAACUCAGCUUCCCGGUGUCCCUCAAUUGGGAGAUAUACUUGCUGGUGGGAUCCCUAAAUUAAAACAUGUUUCGGGUUCCUCUAAAUCACCAGCUAUUCCAUCUGGAGCUCCUCCGCUUCCGGAUAGCUCUUCAAUCCCAAAAAUUCCUUCUAAUAGACCACAGCGUAAAAAGACUUUGAGAAGUGAGGGUGAUUCGUCAGUGGCGGCUCCUCCUGCUCCUCCUCCAAUGGCAGCACCGGCAAUUCCAACAAGUCCGCCACCAGUACCCAUGAUGAACACACCACCGGUUCCGAAACAUCCUCCAGCAAGACAACGCACAGAAGCACCUCCGGUUCAAGCACAACCUGCUCCGCCUGUAACGUUACCACCUGCACCUCCAGCUCCUCCUAUAGCCGUGCCACCAGCUCCGGCACCUCCAGUACCUCUAGCACCUCCCACAAUUAGCACCCCUCCUGCGGCCCCACCAGCACCUCCUACGCCUGCACCUCCUACAUCUGCACCUCCAGCUCCAGCACCUCCAGCACCUCCCAUAAUCAGUACCCCUCCUGCAGCCCCACCUGCACCUCCAAGCAUAUCAUUCCCAACGUCCACGCCGCAACCACCACCAUCUGCACCGUCCCCAGCUGGAGGACUUCCAUUCCUGGCGGAGAUUCAACGAAAGAGAGAUGACAGAUUCGUAGUUGAAGGAACAGGACAUGGUGCGUCGAAUAAUACAGCAUCUUCCGCUCCAAAGGUACCGCUUCCCUCAUCAUCUGCUCCUCCGGCUCCUCCUUCGUUCAGUGCUCCUUCGGUUCCACCAACUCCAGCUCCUGCUGCUCCACCUUCAAUUGCUGCUCCUCCGGCCCCACCGGCUCCUGCACCUCCUGCACCUCCUGCCCCUCCUGCCCCUCCGGCCCCACCUACUCCUUCCUUUAAUGCACCUACGCUGCCUCAAUCUACCCCAAGUUCUGAAGCACCAUCUAUUCCAGCCGGAGGAUUACCAUUUCUGGCAUCAAUACAAAGCAGAAGGGAUGAUUCUCACAUUAUCGAAAGUGAGAAUAGUCAUACACCAGUGGGUGCGCCAACGGCUCCUCCUUCCCCUCCUCCACAAGCCGCUUCAUUUCCCUCUGCCAAAGCUCCACCACCUCCACCCGCAGCCUCAGAGGAAUCUCUUCAACAAAAUCAGCAACCUCAAGUGGAACGCACAAAUAGUUCCUCAUCAAAAGGUUUCUUCAAACACAGACUUUUUUCAUCUGGUAAUGAAGCCAGUCGACCAUCUCAAUCUACUAACCCUUACACAAAUGCUGCUGAAAUAGAUGUCGGAGAUUUCACAAUAGAAGGAAGUCAAGAUACGACCGGAAUAAAGCUGAAUAACAGUGGAAUAACCAUUGAUGAUUCAAAAUUCGAUUGGUCUAACAGAAACGAUCUCCCCAAACCGAGACAAUUCUUGGGCUUAAGAAAACUAUAUCCAAGUGGCAGAGGUUCAAGUGUUCCAUUAGAUUUUACUGUAUUUACAUGA